Messenger RNA from Durio zibethinus, 1678 nucleotides. RefSeq names its product ferritin-3, chloroplastic-like. Gene Ontology annotation, molecular function: ferrous iron binding; ferric iron binding. Lineage: Eukaryota; Viridiplantae; Streptophyta; Magnoliopsida; Malvales; Malvaceae. Gene Ontology annotation, cellular component: cytoplasm. Gene Ontology annotation, biological process: iron ion transport; intracellular iron ion homeostasis. The record is from RefSeq and is a predicted model, not a curated record.
UCAAAUUCUACCAUGUUUCCUCUCAACCGAAAAAAACGAAAAAAUGGUACCAAAAUUCCAUUUUCUUUGUCUGCUACACAGCUGGAAAGACAUGGGCUACUUUGAUUCUUGCGUAUCUUUUUAGGAUCACAUAUUCCCUCAAAAGGUCCCGAAAACACAAGAUAUCUCCAAACAAACCACGAGCCUGCCACGCUCCCACGUUCAACCUCCUCAUCUUCAUCGUCCACGUGUCGUUAUCAUGGUGCCACCCUUUUUAUUGGCCUCCCCUAUCGUCAUCUCCUUCACUUAGUCACUCAAACACCCUACAGGUUUGCUAAAGCCUCUGUUUUCCUUUACCCUUUUCAUCAAAAGCUUCGUUUUAUUUCCUUUUGAGCCAUGUUGUUGAAAGCUGCUACAGCUUUUUCUUUGUUAAAUCCUCUAGUGGAAAAUCAGGGUCCUUCCCUGUUUUCCUCUGUUUCUUCAUCUCAAAUCUAUCCUGCUUCAAUUCUUCGACUUUCUUCUCCAAGAAAUGGAACUGGGUCUGUUGUAGUUUGUGCAACCAAAGGAGCCAACAAUAAGCCACUAACUGGUGUCGUUUUCGAGCCCUUUGAGGAAGUGAAAAAGGAGCUUGAUCUGGUCCCUACUGUGCCUCAGGUUUCUUUGGCUCGACAAAAGUUUACUGACGAGUGUGAAGCUGCUAUCAAUCAACAAAUCAAUGUCGAAUACAAUGUCUCCUAUGUGUAUCAUGCUAUGUUUGCCUACUUCGAUAGGGACAACGUUGCACUCAAGGGUCUUGCCAAGUUCUUCAAGGAAUCGAGUUUAGAAGAGAGAGAGCAUGCUGAGAAACUGAUGGAAUACCAGAACAAACGAGGUGGGAAAGUGAAACUUCAGUCCAUAUUGAUGCCGCUUUCUGAGUUCGAUCAUGCAGAGAAAGGAGAUGCAUUGUAUGCAAUGGAACUUGCCUUGUCCCUGGAGAAACUAACAAAUGAAAAGCUCUUUAACUUGCAUAGAGUGGCUGACCAGAAACAUGAUGUGCAGUUGACAGAUUUCAUUGAUAGAGAAUUCUUAGCUGAGCAGGUGGAGGCCAUCAAGAAAAUAUCAGAAUAUGUGGCUCAGUUGAGAAGAGUUGGCAAAGGACAUGGUGUUUGGCACUUUGAUCAGAUGCUUCUCCAUGAGGGAGAGGAAGCUAUUGCAUGAAACCAUGACUUGCUGCUUGGUUGGAUAUCAGAGGAUAUCAGAGGUUGUUCUGUAAGGUCUUGUGUCAGUAGUUCCUUAUUGAGAGAUUUUGGUUUAGUUACUAAGUUGUAUAACUAGUGCGUAAACUGUGUUGAUGAUGAGAGAUCAUAAGGAAUAUUUCAAGUCCUCUUAAUCAAAGUAGUUAUACAUGGAUUUCCUAUCCUGGUAUUUUCUCCAAGAUUUAUUUUAACUCUUUUUCAUGCACCCUAGCAAACAUUUAUGACUGUUUUCUUUGUUUUCAAUCCUGCGCCAUUAGUAUUAAGCUAAAAGCAAAUGGAUUGAUAAUGAGUGGAGAAGCUAAGUAGUCAUAAUUUGAACCUUCCUUGUGUUUUAGUGUCCAUUUACUAGUUAUCAGUUGAAGUCGUCAGUUUGUUGGUGGUGUUUCAUAUCUAUGAUAAAUUCUCUUAGAGUUGCUUUAACAAUAUCAAAUCAUUCUCAGAGAUGAGAAGGCUCAGAGAGAUCA